AUGGCGGCUGAGUCAUUCAAAUGCUCAUUUUGCUUGGACACGGUUGGCGCAAUGCGAGCCGUUUGGAGUGGACGCUAUAAUAAAGUGACCAACAAUGAAAUCACAUUCUUUUUGAAAAGUCUUUGUGAUCCAUUCAGGGGACAAAUUCCUGAUCAGUCAGCUGGAUGCGAGAUGAAAUUCUUGGGGUUGAGACCGCUUGCAGAAGAGCAAACAGCAAACAUGAGUGGAAUCGCUUUCUUAGCAGUUAUCAUUUUAAUGCAAUUGGGUGGCUUUGCAGCUGUACAUACAGAAAAUAUCUUUCUCAUGCGAAUCUAUGUAUAUUUAUGUUACGGAGCGCUUCUUUUCAACUUGGCCACGAGCGGAUGGGUUUUCUUUGGAUUGUUCGAUUUCAAAGAUGCGAACACUUUCUAUAAUUUUACCACUGCAAAAGAGCUUGGUGCUGAGGAUUUGAAAGAAUGGCACUUCAAAGAAAACUGUUUA
Molecule: messenger RNA, 480 nt
Organism: Mesorhabditis belari
Lineage: Eukaryota; Metazoa; Nematoda; Chromadorea; Rhabditida; Rhabditidae
Source: the annotation of a GenBank genome assembly